AUGCAGUCUUUCCAGAAACCCGAAAACGCGCUCAAGCGCGCUAACGAACUUCUCUCAGUGGGCCAGCAAGAUGCUGCCCUCAAGAUCCUCCAUGGCGCCAUCGGGCACCGACGCUUCAGAUCCCAAGGGUGGGACAGCGUCCAGGAGACCAUUAUGAUUCGCCACGUCCAGCUGUGCGUGGACGAGAACAAACUGCGCCUCGCCCGAGACGGCCUACACCAGUACAGAAUCAUCUCUCAGCAUGCAAACAUUCAGUCUCUCGGGAAGGUGAUUGCUGAGUUGCGGAGCCGGGCGGAGCAGAAGCUGACGCAGGCGAAGGAGGCGGCGGGGUCUCCGGGCCCGAAGGGGCCCGACGCGCCCGCGUUGGUGCCGGCGACCGGCUUGGGCGACUUGGAUUUGAUCGCGGAUUCGCCCGAGGACUUGCUCCUCUCGACGUUGCAGAUCGAAGUCCGUUCCGCGGAGGCUCGCGGGAUCCACCAGGCGCUGCGGAGCGUCUGGGACGUCUACAAGAUGGUCCUAGACCUGCUGCGAACGACGCCGAAGCUGGAGCGCGUCUACCACGAGACUGCGCGGAAGGCCUUUCUCUUCUGCAAGGACAACCAGCGACCGCAGGAGUUCAAGCGUCUCUGCGACGUGCUCCGCAGCCACUUUGCGCUGAUUUUGAAGAACCGACACAAGGAAGACUACGAGUCGCUGAUGCGCCCGGACUUGCACUUGGAGACGCGCAUGCAGCAGCUGGUUGUCGCCUCCGAUCUGGAACUCUGGCGCGAGUGCUUCGCGACUGCCGAAGACCUCUACUCGCUCGGCCUCCACGACUACUUCUUCAAGGCUCUGCGCACUGGCCAGGAUCUGUUCCACAACAGCCGCGAAAAACUCAUGCGCUGGCUGGCCAUCUACUACGAGAAACUCAGCCGCGUUACCUGGGUGGCGGAGAACUACCUUUUCCACGCGCUCGCCUGGAUCAAACUCCUCCUCCACGUGAAAGGCUUCAAGAAAAACGCCUCGCAAGAAGAUCUCCAAGCCAUGGCCUCCGUCGCAGUUCUCGCCGUCCUCUCCAUCCCCAUCUCCGGAGCAGAGAAGAAGCCUGGCGAUGACGCAGUCACGAUGGGAGAAGGCAUGAACUAUGGCUCUUUGGAGCAGCAGAAAAAACUGACGAUGCUGCUCGGGCACUCGACCUUGCCGACUCGCGAGGGCCUGAAGGCUGUCCUCUUCACGAAGGAUCUCGUGUCCCUGGCCGACGAGAAUUGCCAGCAGCUCCUCUCUUUGAUUGAGAGUGAAUUUACCCCGCUGAAGCUCUGUUCUUUGUGUCAGCCGUUGCUGGACGCGGUGAGCGAGAAUCCGUUGCUGGAGCCGUACGUGUAUCCGUUGAAGCGGGUGAUUUUCCACAAGUUGAUUUUCCAGCUUUCCCGGGUGUACGCGACGUUGUCGAUCAAGCACUUCACGACGCACAUCUGCACCACCUCGUUCUUGCCCUGGUCGCAAGCGGAGAAACUUUUCGUCGCGCUCGUUCAGCAGCAGCAGUCGGCGGCGAGUGGCUCCUUCCUGGGGACAGGCUCGUCGGGCCCAGGCGCGGCCGCGAAUGCCUCGGGCGGAGGUCUGUCGAUUCGCCUCGACUACGCAAGCAGCGCGAUCCUCUUUGAGACCCCCGACGCGGCUGCCGCCAACACGCUCCGCCACCAACUCUGCAACUUGGCGAAACAAAUCGACAAGGCCGUGCACAUGAUUUGCCCAGGUCAGUCGGUCGAAGAACGAAUGGACCGGAGGCGAUUCCUUCAGGAGUUGCCGGCGCGCUUGGAAGCCGAGACGAAGCGCAUGGCUGAGCGGACGCGGGCGACGCACUCACGCCGACUGGAGAAACAGGAGGAGCAGCAAAAGAUGGAGGAAGAACGCCGAAGAAAGGAGGCUGAACAGCGCAGAGUCGAAGAGAAACAAGAAAGGGAGCGGCGCGAAGAGGCUACCCGCCGCCGCGAGGAGCGGCGCAUGCAGCAGGAGAAGAUCAAGCAGAGGAGCGAGACGGCUGCACAGAUGUUGGAGGAAAUCAAGAAGCUGGGUGGCAAGGCCUCGAGCAACAUUCUGAUCAAGGGUAAACAACUCGGAGACAUCAACAUCGAUGACGUUUUGCAAGGCAACGUUGACUACGACGAUCUGGAAAAGGCCCAGAUGAUGCAACUCAACCAGGAGAGAAUUGCUCGCCUUCGCCAGAGACGCCAGAACUUCCGUCGCGUUUGCCACUUCAUUCGCGCGUGUCGCGAGGAAGAAUUACCCCUCCUCAUCAAGUGGCAGGAGCAGCAGCUUGCCAGGGACACUCAAAUUCUCCUCGACAUGCAAAACCGUCACGAAGAAGAACACAAGGCAGCCUUUGAAGCGGCUCUGGAGGAGAAACAGAUCUUCGAGGUGGUGAAGGGUGACAAGGAGGACUGGGUCACGGAGAAGCUGGCCGAUCGGCAGAAGGAAUUUGAGAAGCAGGCGCAGGAACAGCGCGAGCGGCUGCUGAGCGUCUUGCGUCAGGCAAAGAUUCAGCGAGCGCGCGCGCGCAAAGAAGAACACCUGAAGAAACUCAAGAUCGAAGUCGAAAGAAAGAGAAUGGAAGAGGAACAAAAGAAAUACCUCGAGCAACUGGAGAAGAAGCGCCAAGAGGAAGAAGCCAAGGCAAAACGCCUGGCGGAGCAAGCAGAGAAACAACGUCAACGUGAACUUGAAAUCGAGGAGAAACAGCGUCAGUUGGAUUUGGAGGCAACGGCGGCGAUGCGCAACGGACCGUCUGGACCGCGCGCGGCGGCGCCGGCUUCCGGGUCUCCGAGCGGGAAGGCCGACAGGCCGGGCUCGCCGGUGGCGCCAGCUGAGGCGAGUUCUGCGGAUUCCUGGCGACGGAGUGAGCGACUGGAUGGCGCGGCUGCGCGGAGACGCGCCCCGAACGCCCCCAGCGCGGGCACGGGCCGUGGCGACCAAGACGAGGGUUUCGAGCGAUGGAGAGAAGGGAAACUGAGCUCUGCUGGGUCUCCUGGAAACGCGGCCGAAGAAGAGAAGGCGCGCCCGCGCCUGCGAAUCGCCGCUGCUGCGCUGUCUGAGCACUUGACUUCUGACAAGGAAGUCCGUGCGGAGGCGCAAAACGGAGACGUCCCAAAAGCUGCAGAAGACGACGAAGGAUUCACCACCGUGUCCAGGAGCCGAAGAAAGUAG
Molecule: messenger RNA, 3180 nt
Organism: Neospora caninum
Lineage: Eukaryota; Apicomplexa; Conoidasida; Eucoccidiorida; Sarcocystidae
Product: eukaryotic translation initiation factor 3 subunit 10
Exons: 12
Coding region: 1-3180 (1059 amino acids)
Biological process (GO): formation of cytoplasmic translation initiation complex; translation reinitiation
Cellular component (GO): eukaryotic translation initiation factor 3 complex, eIF3m; multi-eIF complex; eukaryotic translation initiation factor 3 complex, eIF3e
Molecular function (GO): mRNA binding; translation initiation factor activity
Source: RefSeq, a predicted model, not a curated record